Messenger RNA from Bathycoccus prasinos, 780 nucleotides. RefSeq lists its product with no specific name. The transcript has a single exon. Bases 1 to 780 code for a protein of 259 amino acids. Lineage: Eukaryota; Viridiplantae; Chlorophyta; Mamiellophyceae; Mamiellales; Bathycoccaceae. The record is from RefSeq and is a predicted model, not a curated record.
AUGUUGAGAAGAACAACACCUAGUAGCAACAACAACAAAAGAAGAAGGAACAAAACGAACGCGUUGUUGGAAGGCGAAGAAGCCUUAUCAUCGCUAGAUGUGACGUAUCCGAUCGCUUUACUUCUAGGAUUAAGUUUAGGUUUUGGCAUCGCCCGAAUAAUCGUGUACACGCGCUUGCAAUACAUCGCGGCGAAAUUCUUGACGUUGCGAAUAUUUCAACCGGACGCGAGAGUGCUGGAGUACGAUUGCGGGAACAGCGGAAGAAACUUGUAUUAUUAUCCAAAAAACGUGAAGUUUGUCACGUAUAAAGGUCCAGAGGUGAAAGGAGAUCUUUUAGGGCAGAUCUCCGUUCAGGCGGAGAUUCCCGUGCAGAUUGAAACCGCGGCGUACGAGAAGAGUUUGUCCGGGAUGCGGGAGGAGUCGAUGGACGCGGUGGUCAGUACCGGGGCAUUUACGCGAGUGUUGAAGGAAAAAGGAAGAGAAGUUUUAGGAGAUGUGCUGAAAGAAAGCUCGAGAGUGUUGAAAUCAGACGGUCAAGCGGCGAUGAUUUUCAUCGAGCCGAAAUCGGACGAGUUGAUGGACGUUUUAGAGAAGAACGGCCGAGCGCUCUUUAACCCGAUGGAAGUGGACGAGAAGUGGGAGACGUUACCGCUAUUUCCGUAUUUAAUUGGAACGAUGACGAAGAAAGAGAGAGGUAGCAGUAGUAAUAUCAAUAGUGACGGAGAAAAGCCGAAGAGUGAAUUGCAAUCUAUUCGGAGCAGACGCAAGCCGAAGAAAUAA